Messenger RNA from Clonostachys rhizophaga, 1116 nucleotides. The record is from the annotation of a GenBank genome assembly. Lineage: Eukaryota; Fungi; Ascomycota; Sordariomycetes; Hypocreales; Bionectriaceae.
AUGCCUAAGCCAGAAUACUCUAUCCUCCUUCUGGGCGGUGAUGGUAUUGGCCCUGAGGUCACGGCAGAAGCCGCUGCUGUCUUAGACCAACUCUCUGCUACCCCAAACGCUCGAGCCACUUUCAAAUUCGUCCCUAGGGCGUUCGGAGGCUGCUCCAUCGAUGAGCACGGUGUCUCCGUUACCGAAGAAACCCUGGAGCAAGGCAAAAAGUGCGAUGCUAUCCUCAUGGGUGCCGUGGGUGGCCCCAAGUGGGAUGGCAAGCGACGCGGCUUUGAAGGCCCCGAGGGAGCUACUCUACGUCUCCGAGAGGUGACGGAUGUGUACGCCAAUAUCCGCCCAACCGAAUACUUUCCUCAGGGCAAAUCUCCUUUGAGAGAAGAGCUUGUCCGCGGUACCAAGUAUAUAGUCCUUCGAGAGAACUGCGGUGGUGCAUUCUAUGGUCCCAAGGUUGAGGAACCAGACUACGCGUCUGAUCUGUGGAGCUACAAGAGAAGCGAAAUCGAGCGUAUCGCUCGCAUGGCUGCUACUUUGGCACUCUCGCCUGCAGUUCCUGUGAAGAAGGUCAUCAGCUGUGACAAGGCCAAUGUCCUUGCUUCGUCUCGUAUCUGGCGCCGCAUUGUCGAAGAGACCAUCACAAAGGAGUUCCCCGAGGUGGAAUUGGUCCAUCAAUUGGCUGAUAGCGCAACCACUCUGAUGAUGACCAAGCCAUCCAUGUUUAACGGCGUCAUUGUUGCCGAUAACACAUUUGGAGACAUUCUGUCCGACUUGGCUGCCGUUAUCCCUGGCACACUUGGCGUUCUACCUUCAGGCUGCUUGGCAGAUCUCCCCGCUCCAGCCUGGACACCCGGCUUGAAGCCGGUCAAGGGAUUCUUCGAGCCCGUACAUGGUUCGGCACCUGAUAUUGCUGGCCAGAGCAUUGCCAACCCCAUUGGGGCCAUUCUCAGUGCGGCAUUGAUGUUGCGAUAUAGUUUUGGAUUGUUUGAAGAGGCCAAAGCUAUCGAAGAUGCCGUCAAUCUGACUUUGGAAAGCGGUCUGAGGACAAAGGACAUGGGUGGUUCGAGCUCUACAAAGGAGUUGGGCAGUGCAAUUAGGGAGAACCUGAAGAAGCUUCUAUAG